Molecule: messenger RNA, 1551 nt
Organism: Nezara viridula (southern green stink bug)
Lineage: Eukaryota; Metazoa; Arthropoda; Insecta; Hemiptera; Pentatomidae
Source: the annotation of a GenBank genome assembly
AUGAAGUCGUUGGAGCUAUGGACCUUUAUCCUAUUAUUUUGUUCUGCUUCAUGUGAUCUAUAUUCUUCUGUCGUUGGUUUGGAAAAACUUCUGCAAACAGAAAACAAAAUCAUACAGAUAUACAGGUCUUUUGUUUUUAAAACUGAGCAACAAAUUUCAGAACUAAAGAGACAGAUCGAAAAGCUAGAAAAGGAACACAAGAAUACAACAAUUUAUGAAAAUGAUCCAUUUAUCAGUUUUCAUCUUGUUAAAAGGAUUCUAGUGGAAUGGGCUGCAGUGGAAAAUGUAUUGUCAGAUAGAUUAUUACAAGAGACUAGAGAUAAUAUAACUGAACUUCAAAUCUCUAAUGAUUUUCCAACUAAUGAAGACCUGAGUGGGACAGCAGAUGCUAUAAACUUAAUUUCUGAUAUAUACAACAUUGAAAUAACCUCUCUAGCAGAUGGCGUUAUGAAUGGUAUUCAAUAUCCCUCACAUCUAUCAGCUUAUGAUUGCUAUAUAUUGGGAAUACAAUCAUACUUGAGAAAUGAUUUUCAUCAUACUUAUUCUUGGCUGGAUGAGGCUCUGAAAAGGUUUCGUAAUGAUAGAAAUACAGCAGAUGCAGAUAUGAUAGAGAAAGCACUCGACAUUAAAGCAUAUUCAGCUUAUAAAUUGGGAGAUUUAUCUAUAGCUCUUAACAUUACUACCGAGUUAUUAAACCACUACCCAAAUAAUUCAGAAGCUCCUGGUAACAUAGAAUAUUAUAAAUAUAUGCUUAACAGAAAAGAAGUUCCAAAACCAAAGGUAAUCCAGCACAGUAUGCCAGAUUCGGACAUAGCAUACAGGAACAUUUGUAGAAAAACAAUUUUAUCUCCAGUUGAAAUAACUCCACAACUAAAAUGUCACUACGUUCAUAAUGAUGUUCCGUUUUUAAGGUUAGCUCCAUUAAAGGAAGAAGAAGCUUUUUUAAAUCCGAGAAUUGUUCUUUUUAAGGAUGCACUUUAUGAUUCGGAAAUCAAACUCUUAAAAGAAAUGGUCAAAUCAGAGUUGCAUUCAGCAUUAGUGGUUAAUACGGAGGAAGAUGGGGAUGAAAUUUAUUCAAUAAAUAGAGUAGCCCAAUUGAAUUGGAUUAAACGUAAUGAUCAUCCAAGGAUGAGGACUAUUUUGCAAAGGGCUGAAGAUAUGACCAAGCUCGAUCCUUAUUGUACUGAUUGUACUGAAGACUUACAAGUUGUAAAUUAUGCUGUUGGAGGCCUUUAUAAGCCACAUUUCGAUUCUUUAGAGGAUUAUGGACUGCGGUAUGUAGAAAAGGGGGAUAGAAUCGCAACACUACUAUACUAUAUGAAUGAUGUCGAUCAAGGGGGAGCAACUGUUUUUACUAAACUUAACAUGGGAGUGUUGCCAGAGAAAGGAACUGCACUGUUAUGGUAUAAUCAAUUACCAGAUGGCAACAAAAAAGAUGAAAGAAGUAUGCAUGGUGCCUGCCCAGUGGUGGCAGGAACUAAAUGGAUUUGUACUCUAUGGUUUCAUGCAAAAGGCCAAGAGCUAAGAAGACCUUGUGAACUAAAGCAAUGA